UCACGCUGUUCCCUCCUGUUCGGGUGCCGCUACUUGAUACAAGAUUGUCCUUUCGACCUCGCUGGUACGCUACCGUACCCCUUGAAGGUGCCAAUGGUGACUGCGCUAUACGGCUGGCCCCCCGCACGCACAUGGCCUUGACUGACAUCAGGUCAUGACGGCCGGGUUAAGCACAAACUUCACUUCCUUCUUGGCGACACCACCUACUUGCUGUAGACUUCACACUCAAUGGUGAGGUAUUAGAGGACCGUUCGCGAAGGCUGGUCUGGAGCUCCAAAUGCCAUGUGCACGUCGACUGUCCACGCUCUUCACUUAUCCCUUAGCCUUAGAGAGAAAUGUGGACAUAUUGUGCCCUGCCAACAACGCUGCAUUCACGACCAAGCAUAAUGUCUCCUAUCUCGGCAAUCACACUUUCAGGGCUGCUGACAAGCGUUUCUGUCGUAAGUCUACCGACAGAGGUGAACUUUGCCUCACGUGAACUUCUCGUCAAUGGCAUUGUCCUUUGUUCUUGCCCCAUUCCUUUACUACACACUCACCGCAGAUACCUUCUCAGAAACCAGCCCAGCAAUCGUGGCCAUCGGAUACGCUGACACUGUGCUUACCGCCAUGCCGCCACCCACGCGAGAAAACAUACGCGCCGAUCUGGACAGUUGCCGCAACCUUCAGAACGAGCACGUUGCGCAAUACCAAGCCUUGGCCGAAAGGUUCUCGCGUAUACCAUCAGUUGUGCGGGAAAGUCACAGCCUCAGUACAACUCACACCAGAACUAGCGUUUAUGCUUUCGAAUCGUCUCCUCAGAGCGUACAUGGUAUCGUGCUCAAGGCAGUUGCCGACAUGCUACGAAGCGCAUAAGCGGAACUCAACAGCGUCGAGCCUGAGCUGGCAAUCAGCACUCUCGAGGGGCUGACCAUGUUCUUGGAGCAGGUGGGUGGAAUGCUGACAGAGCUGGAGGAAGCAGUGAAAGCGCACGGGAGCGUCAUGAGUUGGUCCGUCAUCGGCGGCGAGAUGGUCGGUUAGACUGAUGUCGGACUUAGGUAGCCUGAGCAAAGUCACACAAGCCAG
Molecule: messenger RNA, 1062 nt
Organism: Baudoinia panamericana UAMH 10762
Lineage: Eukaryota; Fungi; Ascomycota; Dothideomycetes; Mycosphaerellales; Teratosphaeriaceae
Exons: 1
Coding region: 490-852 (120 amino acids)
Source: RefSeq, a predicted model, not a curated record